Suillus clintonianus is the source of this 2066-nucleotide messenger RNA. RefSeq names its product triose-phosphate transporter family-domain-containing protein. The transcript is spliced from 2 exons. Gene Ontology annotation, cellular component: Golgi apparatus; endoplasmic reticulum. Lineage: Eukaryota; Fungi; Basidiomycota; Agaricomycetes; Boletales; Suillaceae. Gene Ontology annotation, molecular function: phosphoenolpyruvate transmembrane transporter activity; antiporter activity. Gene Ontology annotation, biological process: phosphoenolpyruvate transmembrane import into Golgi lumen. Bases 142 to 1830 code for a protein of 562 amino acids. The record is from RefSeq and is a predicted model, not a curated record.
UGUGCGAGUGUAUCCUUGACCUUUCAAGUUAUCCCGCCAAGGACGUUUGCGGUGUCACUGCGAGUCUGCGACAGUGCUUGUCUUCUUUCUACUUAUUAUAGAUCCCAGGCUAGGUUCUUCAACCCAUUUCCUCGAUAACCCAUGCUUGACCGCCAGCUGUCUCCAAAACUAGCCUACAACAACUACUCACCAGCUAAUGUCUUCGAUAAUCAGCACCUCAACUUCGGCGAAGGUUGGCAGGCCACCUUCCCGGACGAGAAGCCUCUGACAUCUGCCUUGGACGGAGGUCAUCCUUAUGCAAGACAACCAUCAUCACGCCUGGCACCAAGUGCAAUCCUGGCGAGAUGUAGAAAGUUCUUGUCUCGCUAUCCCAUUUUUUCCGACUUAGCAUCUACAUCAUCGAAUUCACGGCGAUCUAUUGGCCCUCUUACCACACCUUCCCCAUCUUCAGCCGUUUCAAUGUCUCGAUUUAUCCUUCUGUGCAGUUUCUGGUACACCACAUCUGCACUUUCGUCAAAUACUGGCAAGACUAUCCUCAUGCAAUUCCAAUAUCCUGUCACCCUCACCAUCAUACAAUUUGCAUUCGUCGCCGGUUACUGUCUGCUCCUCAUGUCGCCAGUCAUUCAAUUCACAAAAUUGCGUCCGCCAACUGGCGCCAUUUUGCGAAGCACCCUGCCCAUGGGCAUGUUCCAAGUCGGCGGUCACAUGUUUUCUAGCAUGGCAAUUGCCAAAACAUCCGUCAGCACUGUUCAUACUAUCAAGGCUCUAUCUCCACUGUUCACCGUUGCCGCUUACGCCAUGCUUUUCGGCGUCAAAUACUCCCCAAAAACGUACUUCUCUCUACUCCCUUUGACUAUUGGUGUCAUGCUGGCAUGUACGUUUGAGUCGGCCUCAAGUCCGACGGGCCUCCUGUGCGCAUUUGGCUCUGCCCUUGUGUUCGUCAGUUCCAACAUCUUCUUUAAGAAGAUUAUGCCAUCAGGGUCGCAGACAUCGUCCCACAAGUUAGAUAAACUCAACUUGUUAUUUUAUUCUUCGGCCAUGGCAUUCGCAUUGAUGAUCCCGAUUUGGAGUUUCACCGAUUUCCCUCGUCUCCUCGCCGCCGACUCCGCCCAUGUUACACACCCGACUCGUGGACACGAAGCUCCUCAUACUAUCCCGUAUUACUUCUUCAUGAAUGGAACCGUCCACUUUGCGCAAAACAUCAUCGCAUUUGUGAUCCUUUCAAGCACGUCCCCUGUGACGUACUCAAUCGCCUCCCUUAUCAAGCGCGUCGCAGUCAUUUGCAUCGCCAUAGUCUGGUUCAACCAGAGCGUACACCCCAUGCAGGGCCUCGGUAUUGGGAUGACCUUUGUCGGGUUAUACAUGUAUAAUACGGCGAAGAGUGAUGUUGAACGAGGGGAGAAUAGAAUGCGCAGAGUAGAGGCGACGCGAGACAUGAUGCUUCCCAUCAAUCGGACGGAGGAGAAGCUAUUGAAUGGAAGCUCGCCACCAACUCCCGUUCCUGGUACGCCUGAGCUUCCUGUGGCUGCAACCACGGGAAUGGGGCCACACUCUGCUGGUGGCCGACCGCGGGUGCAGAUUCCAACAAAUGGGCGUUUACACUCAGAUUCACAUGGGUAUGGGCAUCCUAACCUACAUAUCCAAAUUUCUCCCAAGGACCCUUCGUCCAUCUUUUCGAAGCGACAUAACAUUUCGCCCACAGAGCCAUACCCCUCGCCGCCUCCCUCCAUAGACUCGCCACCUUCCAAUACGAUCCCUAUUGGAUAUCAGCCCCCACGGAUACAACAGCAUUUCGCGGAGUCAUUGACUGUCGGACACGUUGUUGCCUAGCAGAACUCAAUAUUUCUAUCCAUAUUUAUUCUUGAGGAUUCUUGCCUUUGAUUGGUGUAAAUAGUAUUACGGCCAACGGUCUCUACGUGACAUUAUACUGUGUAUUGCACAUUCUGUUCGAAGGACGAUCUGGAUGUGUACAUACGUAUGUGCUGCCAUUUGUACCUGGUUAGUACAUAUUUAGAUACGAAUCCGCGGAAGGUUUAGUUUGCAUAUACCCACGUCUGAUUCUGAAG